Messenger RNA from Gadus morhua (Atlantic cod), 1628 nucleotides. It is a transcript of the gene cenpn, whose product is annotated as centromere protein N. The coding region runs from base 175 to 1500 and encodes 441 amino acids. The record is from RefSeq and is a predicted model, not a curated record. Gene Ontology annotation, cellular component: nucleoplasm. Gene Ontology annotation, biological process: CENP-A containing chromatin assembly; chromosome segregation. Lineage: Eukaryota; Metazoa; Chordata; Actinopteri; Gadiformes; Gadidae. The transcript has 12 exons.
GGGGGCGCAACAGUUCCCCGCGUACUUUCCCUGAUUGAAAUGUGAUUGGUCCAUUCGUAUGCUCGGCCUGUGGCGCUUGCUUGGAAUAUCUUACCGUCUUCUUUUAUCUGUAUCACCAGCGCUGGUUCUGAUAUACAUUAUUCGUCUUAUUCUUUUGUGUUCUCUUAAUAAAAGAUGGACGACCUCAGGAGACAUUUGUUAAAACGGCUCAUACGAACCAUGACGAUCCAAACGCUGAAGACGACACUGAGACUGUGGGCUCGUCUGAGCGUCGAACAACAAGAAUCGUUAGACUUCACUAAGCCCAAAUAUGUGUUGACGGAAAGACUGCUGGACCUAUGUGAAGAAAGUGGAUUGGGAGUAAAACACAUCACAGAGCUCGAGAUGGUUUAUGUCAUUGACCACCCAAACCAAAGGCAAUGGCAUGCUUACGAGCUUCUAGAGGCAGCAGAUGACGCUCUCUCUGUAGAGCUGUCCAACUUUAAGGAGCAAUUUAAAGCUCACCUUGCUGAGCUCAUUAGACGUGUGUCCAUCAGAAUUAAGAAGCAUACAGAUGAGGCAGUCUGGAUACGAAUCGCCUGGGGCGACAGGUCCUCGCGGCCGAAUCACCUGAAGCCUACAUACGUCGUCCACCAUCUUCAGACACCCUACGUCUUUAUAACCAACUCGACUUCAAAAACGAUGCCUCUGUUAUCCCAAGCCUUGGUUCUGGCUACCAGAUAUAGCUCUAUGAAGGAUGCUGGACUCAGUGGCCGGAACCUCGCUGCCAUCAGGGGUCUGCUGAUGAAGCAAUUUCAACAGGUCUUUCCCAGCAAGCAUCUGCAGCCUCUUCAGGGAGAUAACCAAACCAAACCAAACCCACAGAUGGAGUGUGAACAAGAUGAGCAGUCAGAGAAAAGACUUCAGGCAGCCUGUGAGGCUUUUGGUGGUGGAACGCUACCUGAACUGCAAAAGGUCACCUACACGCUGGAGACAAAGUUCAAGGACAAGACCAACCAGAUCAUGACAGAAAGGGAACAACCGUUCAGAUGUACUGUUACAUUUAAGAGCUCCAAUAUCCUGGAGUCACUCCGGCACAGUGCAUUGACAGGAAUUACUUCAACCCCUCUCUCACCACUGUUGUCAUCCAUCUCCCAGAAAGGAAGAAAUGUUUUUCUGAUCACUGACAAAGGCAAAACUGAAGACCAGAUAGGAAAGAAACGGGGACUUCGGAACCUGGCAGAUGAUGUUUUCCUGAAGGACACAAUUGAGGCAGCAGCAUGGUGCCAGUUGCAGACCUUCACCGACCACGUUUCUCUCCCGAUUGUCAUUGGGAUGGAAGGUGCAGAGCAGCAGGCAUUAUUAGCAGAGCUGAAAUCCGUUGACCGCAGUUGCCUGGAAGAAAGCCCAAACAGGAUUGAACCGUUCCAGUUCUUCUUCAAUUCAAAGAAGGACUACGAAAUGUUCUGUGUGGAGAUGUUUGACCGGAGAAAGCUGAAAGUGUUUGCUUCUUGGGAGUAGCGACAUUUGACCCAUUGUUUUAAUUGAACUGGGGGGCCGGGGGCCGAUUCUUUAUGUUGAAGAAUCAUUUAUGUAACCAUCUAAAACCAUUUUCAUUUGUCUUUAUAAAUAAAAUGAUGUCACGGUAA